Molecule: messenger RNA, 1527 nt
Organism: Pyrenophora tritici-repentis Pt-1C-BFP
Lineage: Eukaryota; Fungi; Ascomycota; Dothideomycetes; Pleosporales; Pleosporaceae
Biological process (GO): cell division; mitotic sister chromatid segregation
Cellular component (GO): MIS12/MIND type complex
Source: RefSeq, a predicted model, not a curated record
AUGGCCACAAACCGACCAACGACGCGACGCAGGAGCGCAAAACAAGCCUUCGAGGACGAUGAUGCGCCCGCGUUGAAGCGACCGAAAACAGAAGUGAAUGGAACAGUUAAGAGGACGGCUGCUGCGACAAAGAAGGCUACCAAAGCUGCUGCAUACGACGAGGACGAUGAUGGCUUCCAAUUCUCGCGUCGCACUUCACGAAGGACUACAAAGGCAAAUACAGCGCCAGCCCCAGAACCCAUACCUGAGGAGAAACCAGCGAAACCCGUACGAGCUCUGGAGACGCAACAGGCCAAAACCACAUCGCGACAGAAGAAGAAGUCAAUUGCUGCGAUUGACCCAGAAACUUCAGACUCGAGCAAGCGAAGGAGAUCAGCGCGUAUCUCUGGCGACAGGGAACAAUUGGAAGUGCGUCCAAAGGUCCCGCAUCCUCCACCAGCGAAGCCACGCACGAAGAAGGUCGCGCCGGUAGAAAAGGAAAAGAAGAAGCAAACUACACCGGCUCCCGAACCUCAGCCAGAACCAAAGGGCGCGUAUGCAGCUGUGCAAACACCAACAACAGGCGCGAGGAAGCGCGACCCGAACGCGCAAAGAAUCAUGCUCCCUUUUGCCGACACACCUGUCAUUACACGGAACAAGGAAAUGCGGAAGGGCAACAAGGAUGGGCCGAGGAGGAGCAGCACAGGCUUGCGGGGAAGACGGGCAAGCUCGCUGAUUGAUAGCGGUCAGUCCAAUGCACUACCACAUUCUGAGGUCGAAGCCCACGAUUUCUACAAGUACAUCGAGCAAAGUUUACCCGAGCCACGGCGGAUGAAGCAAUUAUUGACAUGGUGUGGAACGAGAGCGCUGCCGGCGAAGCCAUCGGGCGACGUUAAGAAUGCGAAUGCAAUCAUGGCUGCGCGAGCGAUACAACAAGAGCUCAUUGAUGAGUUUGCAAGCAGGCCUGAACUUUCAGACUGGUUCAGUAGGGAAGAACCACCAGCACCCCCUGUAGUAAAGAAGCCCAACCCCCAAAACGAGAAGAAUAAAGCCACACUACAGGAGUUAGAAGAGGAAGUCAAACGUUUAGAAGAAGAAAAAGCAGCCUGGGAAACCAUCGCCUCAACCUCAAAACCCACCCCUGCACCCUCGAUCCCUCCGGACUCCACACCACCCCCCCUCUCCGCCAUCGACGCCUCCCUCCUCGACCCAUCCCAAGCCGCCAUCCUCUCCGCCCUCCAACAAGAACCACAACCGCCUUCCUCAACCUUCAAUUUCAGCUUCACAUCCCCCGCAUCCCUACAAUCCCACCUCGACUCCCUCGCCAAUUCCCUCGAACCACACAUCGAUGUCUUUGCAGACGGGCUCCAUAAGAUUGAGCAGUAUCGUAAUACGGCUGAGCGCGUCGCGGAUCGUGUUCUUGCGACGGCAGCGAGGAGGCUGGAGGAAAGAGAUCGCGAGGCCAAGGAAAGGGUGGGGACGGUGGGCGUUGGUGUGGGCGAUGUGCUAAGAGGGUUGGCGGGCGUGCUGGGGGAGGGUGCGGGGUGA